This is a messenger RNA of Peromyscus leucopus (white-footed mouse), 3915 nucleotides long. It is a transcript of the gene Camkk1, whose product is annotated as calcium/calmodulin dependent protein kinase kinase 1. The transcript is spliced from 16 exons. Gene Ontology annotation, molecular function: ATP binding; protein kinase activity. Bases 452 to 2035 code for a protein of 527 amino acids. NCBI's taxonomy places the organism in Eukaryota, Metazoa, Chordata, Mammalia, Rodentia, Cricetidae. The record is from RefSeq and is a predicted model, not a curated record. Gene Ontology annotation, biological process: CAMKK-AMPK signaling cascade; protein phosphorylation; activation of protein kinase activity.
AAUUUCCAAUGAAUAGUUGUGGCAGGAUGCAUGGCUCUGGAUUUGCAUGUCAGGAGUCACUGUGCCUGUCUGUUCCCCAGAUUCUGAGGCCCCUGAAGAACUCGGGGCAAACUCCGAACGUAUUUGCAUGUUAGAAAUCCUCUCACUAGCAAUCGGUGUGGAGGAGGGGAGUGGGAUCUGAAUCUGGAGGUAGGGAGACCCCAGGAAGUAGGGAAAGAACAGUGAGGUCAGGAUCUGGCUGUUUUAUCCCCGAAUCUCUGCUGUUUGUGGGGUUCAACUUAGCUCAUCCAGCCAGCAGUGGAGAGAUCAAAGAGGAGUCUCAAAGGAGGUGAUGUCUGAACUGGUCUUCAGGAAGUGAAGCCAAGGGAGGCGUGUUCCUGGCAGAAGGGCACAGCGUGUGCAAAGGCCUGGUGACACAGAGCCUGUGGUUGGGGAAGCUUGAAGUGGUGUGAUGCAGCCGGAGAGGGCCGCAGGAGGUUCCCACCAAGGUUAUACAAAGGAUCCACUGACUGAAGUGAUGGAGAGUGGCCCGGCUGUCUGCUGCCAGGACCCUCGGGCAGAGCUGGUAGAUCGGGUGGCAGCCAUCAAUGUGACCCACUUGGAAGAGGCAGAUGAGGGCCCAGAGCCUGCCAGGAAUGGUGUGGACCCUCCACCCCGGGCCAGAGCUGCCUCUGUGAUCCCUGGCAGUGCUUCAAGAUCUACCCCAGUGCGGCCCAGCCUCUCAGCUAGAAAGUUCUCCCUGCAGGAACGGCCAGCCGGAAGCUGUCUGGAGGCCCAGGUUGGGCCUUACUCUACGGGACCUGCCACUCACAUCUCUCCUCGGGCCUGGCGGAGACCCACCAUCGAGUCCCACCAUGUGGCCAUCUCAGACACGGAGGACUGUGUAAAACUGAACCAGUACAAGCUGCAGAGCGAGAUUGGCAAGGGUGCCUACGGUGUGGUGAGGCUGGCCUACAACGAAAGUGAAGACAGACACUAUGCAAUGAAAGUUCUUUCCAAAAAGAAGUUACUGAAGCAGUAUGGCUUUCCUCGCCGUCCUCCUCCCAGAGGGUCUCAAGCUGCCCAGGGAGGCCCAGCUAAACAGCUGCUGCCCCUGGAGCGUGUGUACCAGGAGAUUGCCAUCCUAAAGAAGCUGGACCACGUGAACGUAGUGAAAUUGAUCGAGGUCCUGGAUGACCCUGCCGAGGACAAUCUCUAUUUGGUGUUUGACCUCCUGAGAAAGGGGCCGGUCAUGGAAGUGCCCUGCGACAAGCCCUUCCCGGAGGAGCAAGCUCGUCUUUACCUGAGGGACAUCAUCCUGGGCCUCGAGUACUUGCACUGCCAGAAGAUCGUCCACAGGGACAUCAAGCCAUCCAAUCUACUCCUUGGGGACGAUGGCCAUGUGAAGAUCGCCGACUUUGGGGUCAGCAACCAGUUCGAGGGGAAUGAUGCUCAGUUGUCUAGCACGGCAGGGACCCCGGCAUUCAUGGCCCCUGAGGCCAUUUCUGAUUCUGGCCAGAGCUUCAGUGGGAAGGCCUUGGAUGUAUGGGCCACCGGGGUCACCUUGUAUUGCUUUAUCUAUGGGAAGUGCCCAUUCAUUGAUGAGUACAUCCUGGCCCUUCACAGGAAGAUCAAGAAUGAGGCCGUGGUGUUCCCUGAGGAGCCAGAGGUCAGUGAGGAGCUCAAGGACCUGAUCCUGAAGAUGCUAGACAAGAACCCUGAAACAAGAAUUGGGGUGUCAGAUAUCAAGUUGCACCCUUGGGUGACUAAGCAUGGACAGGAGCCCCUCCCUUCAGAGGAGGAGCACUGUAGUGUGGUGGAGGUGACGGAGGAGGAGGUGAAGAACUCAGUCAAGCUCAUCCCCAGCUGGACCACUGUGAUCCUGGUCAAGUCCAUGCUGAGAAAGCGUUCCUUUGGGAACCCAUUUGAGCCCCAAGCACGCAGGGAAGAAAGAUCCAUGUCUGCACCCGGAAACUUACUGAUGAAAGAAGGAUGUGGAGAAGGAAGCAAAAGCCCGGAGCUUCCCGGAGUCCAGGAAGAUGAGGCUGCAUCCUGAGUCCCUGCAUGUGCCCAGGGCCAUCGGCAGCAUGCUCAUUCCUCGCCUCCAGAGGCCCACCGCCCUCAUGCAAUAGUCGCCCCUGCAGGCAGGGGGCUGGGGACCGCGGCCCCUCUCCCGGCCCUCCUCCCUCAUUGUGCCGCAUGACCUGCGCACAGGCACAUCCGUGGACAAGUUUGGAGUGUGUAUCAUUUGGGGCUUGGGGUUCCUGGUUCUCUCUGUUCUGAUCCAUCUUGUGGGGAAGCCUGGGGCCCACAGACUAUUAGAAACCGUACCUGACUGGCUGGUGAGGCCCAGGGCAGAAGGCAAGAGACCAAAAUGGCAGGUGGAGGCCUGGUGGGCUGCAUCUCAGAGAACUCCCGUAGGGCCCGAUGGGCCUUCCCAGCUGCCACACCCCAAGGAAGGAUGAUGACCUCACCUCUGUGUGGGAGGUGCUGAGUGCUAGGCUGCUCAGAUCUCUGGUAUGGAUGCUACAAAUGAUGAUGUGUGCCUGGGAGAGGACUGGUGUUGGAGAAUUCAGAUUCCUCUUUACCUGAAGGCUGGGGUGGGAGCAGCUGUUGUGGGGAACACCUUCCUCCAGCUUUGGGUAGUUCCUGGCACAUUGUUUGGCAGUCACGUGGACCUGACAUUCGUGGACUGUGUUUUAUACUCGGCACUAGCCGGAAAAAGGGCUGAACUGAAUCCGGCUCAGAGCAUAGGCCUGAGCCAGGAGCAGCGUACCUUCCCUGCCUACCUCCCUCCUUCCCGUAUGGAUCUCCAGAGCCAAGGGUGCAGAAGAGACACCCGGAGUGACACUGAGGGCUAUGAACACUCGGAACUGUGGCCCUACAGAUGUGGAAGUAACUGGGAUCCAGGCUCUGACCCUACACUGGCUUACCCAUCGCAUGCCUCGGAUGAAGGAUGAGCUGCCUGGGUGGGAGGCUCAGACAGCUGAGGGACCCCACAGGAUGCAUACCCUGCAGGCAGGUGGCCCUUCUGCCAGUCGCUUCAGCACAGGACAUCAGUCAGCCCAGGCAGGGCAGAGCUGCAUACUUGGGGCACACAUGUGGACAAUGUGCACACAUGUGCCCUUCUGGAGCGAGCAUCAGCUCUCUGGAUUCUGUGGUCGUCUGGCUGGUCUCAUGUUUACUGACAAUGCUCAUAGAGAUUGGUCCCCAAAGGGAGAUGACCAGGACUCAGGUACAACCCCCCCCCACACACAAAAAAAAAACAUCCCACAAGAUUUCAUCUGCCCACGUGGGUUUCAGAAUGCAGGAAGGCUAGACUAGAAAAGAGGGAGGUUUGGGGGGAGCACUGGGUUCCAAUGCAUCUCUGUGCCAAUGGGUGUACAUUGCGCCUCCAUGUGCACUUGUGUGUGCGUGCCCAUCUGCUGUACACAGCACACUUGCAUGUCUCGUCCUGGCACAUGCAUCUGUAAUAUAGUUUCUACAUCUACUUAAGCCUAGGAGCAGAGGGUAGCCCAUUGUCAGUGGGCUCCCAUUUCAACCCAGCUCCUCUGCACUAAGGCAGCCAGUGUAACCCAGGUCUUAAAAACAAAUCAUCUAAAUAUAUCUCUAAGAAUACUUUUAUAGAGUGAGUGAGAGGCAGCCGUUAAAUAGCAAGGAGUCAGGGAGCUUUGUGAACGGGACCCACUUGGGAAAAGCUUGGAAUUGGGUGGCUGGCCUCACUGUCCCCAGCAGAGCCAGGAAGGCAUGCUCACUGUCAUCUGUUGCUGAGAGCUUUGGUUGGCAUUGGCUUUGAAUGUAGCACAAGUGAACAGACUCCAUAAGAGUGUUUUAAAAGUCAACUUCUUAGGAAGUGAAUUAAAAACAAUAAAAAGCCCAUUCUUGAAUUAAAAAGAAAAGAAAAGAAAGAAAGACUUUAUAUAUCUUCUGUGUCCA